CAAUGGCCACUGCCCCUGAGCUGCUUCUCUAACCACAGACCACGUCUCAUUAUAUAUAUGUCUCAGGUCUAGUGGAUAAAGAUCUAUCUAUCCAUGAACUGUGGAGCAAGAAUAAUAUUAAUGUGGAAAUUGUUUUUACAGCACAUCUGUUUUGUUAGUGAGCCAUGAGUAGUGAGUGGUGGUGAUGGUGAUGGUGGGAGGAGUUUAAAGUCACGCCCACGCACGGUUUAAAAGUCCCCACUCAGGCCUCAGUGGUCACAUUCAGCUGUGACUGACAGCCUGACAGACCCCAGUUACCGCUGGACUCAUCUCGGACUACUAUCAUGAAACUUCUUCAAGACUUCGAGGACGCGAAGGCCAAAAGAAAGAGUCUCAAACCUCAAGUGGAGAGACGCAGAAGAGAAAGAAUCAACCGCAGCCUGGAGAGCCUCAAGACUCUUCUGCUACAGCAACAGGAAGAGUCUCAGCGCAGAGUAGAGAAAGCUGAGAUACUGGAGCACACAGUCCUCUUCCUCCAGAACACAACCAAAGGCGACAAGGCGAAAGCUGGCGGCGGGGGCCGGAAACAGUCCUUUCAAGACGGGUUCUCCACCUGCCUCCACAGAGCGGCUCAGUUCCUGGGGCCGGAGGGGAAGGGCCUGUGGCUCGGAGACGCGCUGGAUGCAUCGUUUGCUGCUCGCUUCCCCCGCGCAGAUUCCGACUCUGCGGCCUCCCACAGGGGAGCCGAAGCUCAUCCCUCCUCCAGCACGCUGCUCCUCAGACAGUCCUCCAGGUCUAUUCUCCGGUCGCUGAUGCACAGAUCCGGGCACAGACUCUGCACGUCCUCCCUCGGUGUCCCCCGGUGCGGUCAGACGCACGCAGAAUCACGUUCGUCUCCCACGACUCCCCUGCAGCCACACACAAAUGUACGAGCGAGCAAACAGAGCCCGCCUCAGCACCACCCGGUCAGCCGGUCUCUGUGGAGGCCGUGGCCCUGAUGCCCGCAGCAACAGAACUUUUAAAGACUAUUAAUAAUAUUCAGUCAUUCAUUAACCACAGUCCCUCUCUGUUAACUCUGGUAAAUGUGUGGAUACUGUACAUAUAUUAUGACCUCACCAACUGCUGCUCCAGCCUGAUGAGGGGAAACUCUGCGCAUUGUGUCACUCGUUUAAUAUUUUUGCACCUUAAUUUAUUUUGUCGUUUGUAAAUAAACAAAAGGAAAAAUGCA
Molecule: messenger RNA, 1207 nt
Organism: Mugil cephalus (flathead mullet)
Lineage: Eukaryota; Metazoa; Chordata; Actinopteri; Mugiliformes; Mugilidae
Product: transcription factor HES-2-like
Exons: 3
Coding region: 324-977 (217 amino acids)
Biological process (GO): anterior/posterior pattern specification; regulation of neurogenesis; regulation of transcription by RNA polymerase II
Cellular component (GO): nucleus
Molecular function (GO): protein dimerization activity; DNA-binding transcription factor activity, RNA polymerase II-specific; RNA polymerase II cis-regulatory region sequence-specific DNA binding
Source: RefSeq, a predicted model, not a curated record